Molecule: messenger RNA, 615 nt
Organism: Rotaria socialis
Lineage: Eukaryota; Metazoa; Rotifera; Eurotatoria; Philodinida; Philodinidae
Source: the annotation of a GenBank genome assembly
AUGCCGUGGAUAGAUAUACAAGCUAGUAAUCUAGGUCGUAAGGAUCAUCAAACGUCAUAUCGACAAACAAAUCUUUGUCCAAAAUGGUACAUCAAUAGUCGAUGUACUUUUGGUGAGAAAUGCGAAGAUUCUCAUCGAUUGGAAGGAGUACCAAAUGAAAAUCGUUAUAUCUGCACAGAAACCGAUGCUCAUGUGUUUAAACUACUUCGAUUCAUUCGCGACUUUGCUGUAUAUUAUAUUGAAUCUGCUAAUCAUAAUCGACAGGAACUUUUCAAGGAUGUUCUGGUUGUUAUGGUGCAUCUGGUAGAUGCCUUAAGUCGUAAAAGUCCUGGAUCGAUCGAACAUCUCCAUUUAUUCUUAGAGGAAAGAGCUAUGCAUCAAAUGAUUACAAAAGAAAACUUUCUUUCUGAACUCGAUAAACCAUUCAGUGUACCACAAGUAUUCUUUGAUCUUCAUCUUAAUUAUAACACAGCUUGGUAUCGACCAACGGGAAAUAAACGAGAUGUGAAUUUCAAUGCAUUGUCGCCAAAAUUUGUCGCUUAUUUCAAUCGAAUCUUUGUUGAAUACUAUCAAGGACGUCUUAAGUCACGUGGUGCAAAACCAGCAUGGUUUUGA